Messenger RNA from Neohortaea acidophila, 2557 nucleotides. RefSeq lists its product as uncharacterized. The transcript is spliced from 4 exons. Lineage: Eukaryota; Fungi; Ascomycota; Dothideomycetes; Mycosphaerellales; Teratosphaeriaceae. Bases 132 to 2402 code for a protein of 756 amino acids. Gene Ontology annotation, cellular component: nucleus. The record is from RefSeq and is a predicted model, not a curated record.
UGCAUCCCUUCUGCCGCUCAACUCUUCUUACUUCUUCUGCGUCGUACCAGCCGCAGCGUCCUGCUUCUGAUCAUCUGUCUCUUGUUCCAGUCGCAAAGUGGCCACUCGCGAAACUGGCAUACUACGGGCGUAUGCACUCUCAGCUCCGACGGCGAGAUAGCAAGGCUGCCAUUGCGCUCGACAGAGGUGAUAGCAAUCCCUUUGCAGCGAACGAGAGCUAUCAGGUGUACCAAGACUUCGGGCCCUUGGCUCAUUCCGAACCAAGGGGCCAGGCGGUGCCCAUGUCGGAGUACGAAAAGACCCCGACGUUUGGCGUGUAUGAGUAUCACACGGCCAGAAGACCCAGCCCGGCACACGACUACCGCUCAUUCGCGGCCACCUAUCAGGCAUACCCUGCAAGCUAUGGAGGCCCACCGUCUCAGGUGCCUUCAGGUCUACCGCAGUUGGCUGCAACCUCGCACACCCCCACCGCACAUCAAUACAGCCCGCAUGAUCCUUCGCAUUAUGCGCCGCAAAAUGUCCAAUACUCUGGAUACGUCGACACUACCGCCGCAUCUCGCCCGCUGCCAGAAGUGAUUUCGUACAGCCCGGUUCACGGACAAGCCGGCACGAAAGUUACAAUUCGCCUGCGAUCCGGCCAUGAUCUAGACUCUCCAUCAAUGACUCCGGUCAUCAUGUUUGGGCAGAAGCGCUGCCCCGGAUUCUUGUCGAGGACUACGAGUCAGCCGAGCACCAGCUUCGAUUACUCGUUGACAACAGAGGCACCACCGCUCACGCCCACGAGCACUCCGUCUCCUCAAUUCCCGCUGGUGUUGACAUUCGAAGACAGCUCUGUCAAUGGGCAAGCUUUGUCGACGGAAUUCGGGAAGUUUACCUACCUCGACGACGCUACCUUUCAGCAACCCAUCCACUCCACUCCUCGGACUGGAACGAUGAGGAAGCGCAAGCUCGACGCAGAAGCAUCUCCACGACGUUCGCCAACGAAGAAGCCUUCGAUGCAUAACCUUUCUGCAGCCGCCGGUGCUUACCGCCAACCGGCACCAUCAUCGCCCGUCCAGCUGCGCAACGCCGGGGAACCAUAUUCCCACACUCGCCGCUUCAGUGGGCCCGACUUCCAGCAGCAAACUUUCCAGCAGCCGCCUCACAAGCUUCGAGCCGCUCGAUCCAUGUAUUUCCCGUCGGCCCAACCAACGCCGUCGUUGCACGCACCUCCCACGCCUACAUGGAGCCAAAUGGGAGAUCCGCAGCAGCAGGGCAGGCUGUAUGGAAUGAACAAGACGUCCAUCGUGCCCUUGCCAUCGCCCAAUCCAUCGCUGGUGCGAACGUCUACACUGCAACAGUCGCCGACGAUGCCUAGUGCUGCCAUCGCGCAACCGCAAUUCAACCCAUACGCGAUGAUGUACCCUUCCAAAGCCGCGCUCAAACUCGAAGGCGAUCUCAAUUCCAUGACCUACAAAUGGACUGCUGAAGAGUGGGAGGCGGGAAGGAGGCUGGUUCAAUUCCGACGCAGCCAACAAGGAAGCACCAUCAGUGCCAGCUUCGAGGCAGUCACGCUGGAAGACCGCAUUCCGAACAGCAUCUGUGUGAGCUGCAUCUGGUGGGCGGAGAAGGAGGAGUGCUUCGUCACGAGCGUGGACACCAUCUCGCUGCUGGAGUCCUUGGUGAGCGUCCGCUUCACGGUCGAAGAGAAGAAUCGGAUCCGCCGGAACUUGGAGGGCUUCCGGCCUCUGACGGUGUCGAAGACGAAGCAAGACAGCGACGAUUUCUUCAAACUGAUCAUGGGGUUCCCAAAUCCCAAACCGAGGAAUAUUGAAAAAGAUGUCAAGGUGUUCCCCUGGCGCAUCCUGGCCACCGCUCUGAAGAAGAUCAUUGGCAAAUACUCCGCAAGCUACGCGUCCACCGCCGGCGCGCUGCAUGGCCCAGGGCAGCCAGAGCACCAGCAGCAGCGCUUACUUGCAUCCCCGCUCUCGACAUCCUCCGGUUCCGCAGCGUCACAUGGCCAGGCAUAUGCAUCCAGCAUGGCCAGUGCCUACCCCAUGAACCCCAUGGCAACAACGGGACUGGGCAUCGUCGGCCUCUCGCAGCCCACCAUGGGCGGCCCCCCGCUAUCCGAUCUGCGGAUGACGCCGGUGAAUCAAUCGACCACAUGGCGCGUCUCGCCGCACCACUACUCCGGCCAGCACAUGUCCGAGCGCGCCGCGCCGUGGGAGCUCAGCGAUGCCUUUGCGCAACCCUCGCCGCAAAUCGGCUUGCCGACUCCGAGCAUGCCCACCUCCCGCCCGCCACAGCUUCCCUUUUCCGCCCAUCAUCAGCAUCCUCCCGCGCUGUCGCUGCCCUUGACUCCUCGCUUCGUCCCGCUGGAGAACUAUGGAGGUCAGAAUCAGCAGACAUCCAAUGCGUGAUGACCUUUCCUCCAGCGAUGAAGCGCCUCUCCCUUGACACCCCCUUCAUUCAUUGGCUAAGCCGCCAUCCAGCCUUGUGGUCGCACAACGCCGUCCGGCCCCUUUGUCGACUUGUCAUGCAUGCGUGCAACGCCUACUUGCAUGACGUGCAGAUC